GGCCCCAGCCUGAACGGUGAUGGGUGGAGCCAGUCUAGCUGCUGCACAGGCUGACUGGCUGCUAAGGGCUGCUCCGCGCUUUUGCCAGAGGACAGGGACUGACAUGGAACAGGGGAAGGGCCUGGCUGGCCUCAUCCUGGCUCUCACUCUUCUUCAAGGUACUUUGGUCCAGUCAAACAAAGAAAAACGCUUGCUCACGUUGGAGGACCGUCAAGAUGGUUCGGUACUUCUGACUUGUAAAGUGCAAGACAAAAAUGUCACAUGGUUUAAAGAUGGGAAGAUAAUAAGCUUCCUACCUGCAAGUCAAAAAACAUGGAAUCUGGGAAGUAAUACCAAGGACCCUCGAGGGAUGUAUCAAUGCAAAGGAUCAAAGAGCAAGUCAAAACCACUGCAACUGUAUUACAGAAUGUGUCAGAACUGCAUUGAACUAAACGCAGCCACAAUAUCUGGCUUUGUCUUUGCUGAAAUCAUCAGCAUUUUCUUUCUUGCUGUUGGGGUCUACUUCAUUGCUGGACAGGAUGGAGUUCGCCAGUCAAGAGCUUCAGACAAACAGACUCUGUUGCCCAAUGACCAGCUCUACCAGCCCCUCAAGGAUCGAGAAGAUGACCAGUACAGCCACCUUCAAGGAAACCAACUGAGGAGGAAUUGAGCUCAGGACUCAGAGUAGGUUUUCUUCUUCUAUCAAGUUCUCAGAAUCAAAGCAAUACAUUUUGGAAAGCUCCUAGCAGAGAGACCUUCAACCCUAAAUCUAGACUCAAGGUUCCCAGAGGUGACAAUGGAGAAAAAAGGCCAUCAGAGCAAAUUUGGGGUAUUCGCAAAUAAAAUAAAAAUAAAAA
Molecule: messenger RNA, 836 nt
Organism: Saimiri boliviensis boliviensis (Bolivian squirrel monkey)
Lineage: Eukaryota; Metazoa; Chordata; Mammalia; Primates; Cebidae
Gene: CD3G
Product: CD3 gamma subunit of T-cell receptor complex
Biological process (GO): cell surface receptor signaling pathway; positive thymic T cell selection
Cellular component (GO): membrane; external side of plasma membrane; alpha-beta T cell receptor complex
Molecular function (GO): transmembrane signaling receptor activity
Source: RefSeq, a predicted model, not a curated record